CAUUUUUGCCAUAUUACUCUCACUUUCUGCGGACAAGGUGCUGCAACUACCUGACUGAUUUAGGGUACCCUGUGAUUGUCAAUUGUACGUAUUCUAUCCGCUACUAUCCAGCAUUUUUAUUCAAAAAAGGUUUACCUGACGAUCCUAUAACAAUUUUGAGUAGCUAAGAAAGUGGGAACGAGCUGUAAACAUGGCGAAAGAACAGCUGUAUACAAUAUCCAAAUUCAUUCUGUUUUUUCUGGAUGUCCUAUAUGGCAUGUUCGGGAUUAUUGUGUUUGGCCUGGCUACCUGGAUUAUCGCGGAUUAUUAUCAGGGAACGUAUGUAUCAUGGCUGCGGUUGUCGGAAGUGCAAGUCGGUGCGGCGUUAUUACUGACAACGGGAAUCUUCUUGUUCUGCACGUCGAUUAUCGGAUGUUUCGCGAUGGGACAAAAGAAUCCAAACUUAAUGACGGCAUUUUUUGCAUGCAUUAUCAUCACCUGCAUUAUAUCACUGGCUGGCGCAGCGUACACCUUCUCACGGACAAAAAGCAUUCAGGAAACUAUUGAUUAUCACAUCGACAGAAUGGUACGCGAAUAUGAUAACCGGGGCCCGGAACAGGACCAAGCGGCUACAUUUAUGGACAUGAUCCAGAAACAUUUAUUCUGCUGCGGUGGUGAGUCAGCCAAUGAUUAUCGUAUUCGGGAUGUGCCAGAAUCCUGCAAACGCCCGUGGCUAUCGGGAAUGAGCCAGGUGUGGGGCUGCAAGGAAGUCGCAAAGCGAUGGUUGGACUAUAAUCUGGACGCUGUAGCCGGGAUCGGCAUAUUUAUCUGCAUCAUUCUGUCAUUCGGCGCUUUAGCGAGCUGGAUCAUGCGAGGUCAUUACAUCCAGGAGAAAGAAGGCAAAGUGACCACUAAUGCGUAUUGAUCGGCUGCGCAUUCUUUUAACCAAAUAACUACAAGAUGCUGCUGAAUUGCGUCGAUUUCUGUAUUACAAUAUCGAAGCUCUACCUGAGCUCGAUUUUCGAAGUGAAGAAUUUUUUGUAAAGAUAGGAGCGACAAAAUACUUUGAAUGCAACAAGCGAAGUCGCUAUAACGUUUUUUUAUGGAUAUUUGUAGAACGUAGGUCAUACUUAUGGUAGGUUCGCAAUGAAGUUGGCUGAACCCAA
Paramacrobiotus metropolitanus is the source of this 1145-nucleotide messenger RNA. Its product is annotated as 23 kDa integral membrane protein-like. Lineage: Eukaryota; Metazoa; Tardigrada; Eutardigrada; Parachela; Macrobiotidae. Gene Ontology annotation, cellular component: membrane. Bases 191 to 904 code for a protein of 237 amino acids. The transcript has 5 exons. The record is from RefSeq and is a predicted model, not a curated record.